Molecule: messenger RNA, 1911 nt
Organism: Knipowitschia caucasica
Lineage: Eukaryota; Metazoa; Chordata; Actinopteri; Gobiiformes; Gobiidae
Source: the annotation of a GenBank genome assembly
AUGGCGGCGAGCGAACAUCACAGCGUUCUCAGUAGCAGCACCAAGGCCAGCACCAGCACUGAGAAAAUCACAGUGAUGACUAAGCCCAAAGUGUCGGGCCAGUGCCCCAUCUGCCUCAAAGUGUUACAGCAUACAAGCAAACACAUCCGCGAGGUGCAUCGCAUUCAAAACCCAAAAGAGAGGAGUAUACUGAACGCCAUAUCCACUGGCAGGAUUGACAUUCAAAAGGGAACAUGCCCGGUCCCAGGGUGUGGUCUCUUUAGGAGACGACUCUCCAAACAUAUAGAGGGCCACAGUGAUCUGCUCCCCGGCAGAAGGGAGGCCUACAAGCAGGUAGCCCGCAGGGAUGCCGCGUUGAAGCUGCUGUCAGAGCUGCGGGCUACCAACCCUCAACCUCCCAUGGCCUCGGUGUUGGACACUGAAGACAGCCUUGCCUCUGAAUGCCGGCACCCCUCCUGCAUUCAGAGGGAGUUUAGGAUCCGGGAGUUGGAGGUGCAGCUGUUAUUUGCAAGGCCGGGCCCCGGGGAGGUCCACCCCCGCACCAGGCCUCAGGAAGCUUUUCACGGGAAGGGCACCUCCAGUAAAGCAGCAAAGGACCACAGGGAGGGCACCUCCACUAAAAAACGAAAGCGCCACAGGGAGGGCACCUCCACUAAAAAAGCUAAGGACCACAGGGAGGGCACCUCCACUAAAAAAGCUAAGGACCACAGGGAGGGCACCUCCACUAAAAAACGAAAGCGCCACAGUGUGGAUGAGGACAGGCUGCGGAACAGGAGGAGGAGGAGGAUACACGUUCUGGAGGACAGCAGCUCAGACAGCCCCCGCCAGACCCGACUCUGCCCAUCUGCAGUCUUUAGCAGUGACGAGGAGCUAGUGAUCGACCUUGACCCCGAGGAGCUAGCGGUCCCCCUCGACCCAGAGGAGCCAGUUGGGAGAGAGGAGUUACGAGUACUGCCGUCUCCCAUUCGGCUACGCGCUCGCGCCUCGGACCUUCUCAAAGUGCGUGGAGGCGGCAGUGGAGCCGCUCAGACGCGCCGGGGUGCGCUUGAUAAAGCCCUUGAGACGAUCAAGGAGUUGGAAGCCAGGCUGGAGAAGAUGGAUUUGUCUCCCAGCACACUUUUUAAUAGUUAUUGCUUUUCUGAUGACCAGAUCCGGUUUUACACAAAAUUCCCAUCUAAGAGUGUGUUCAGGAUCUUCUGGGAGUCCAUUGCACCAUCUGCAUCCCGUCUAGUGUACUGGACCAGAGCUCAGAAAAUUGGAGAUAAAGAAGUUGCUGAACCAAGCCCUGCACGCCGCAUGCCUCUAAUUGAUGAGUUUUUAAUGUACUCAUUCAGGGUUGCAGUGGGAAUGAAGGAGCAGCUCAUUGCUGACAUGUUUAAAGUGAGCAUUUCUACUGUCAGCCGAGUGACCAUCACAUGGGCCAACUACCUUUUCAUUGUGUUCUCGUCAAUUAACAUGUGGAUUAGUCGGGAGAAGGUGAAAGCCAGCAUGCCUCAAAGAUUUGUGAAGCGCUCUCCAAAUGUGCGUGUCAUCCUGGACUGCACAGAAGUUGCUUUAGAGGGGGCAUCAUCACUAACUUUACAGUCUGAAACCUUCUCUGCGUACAAGAACCGCACCACUCUGAAAGGGCUGAUCGGAGUUGCUCCCAAUGGGUUGGUGACGUUUAUAUCACAGCUGUACACUGGCUGCAUCUCCGACAAAGAGAUCACUAAAAUCAGUGGAAUUCUUCCGCUGCUGGAGCAAGGAGAUGAAGUCAUGGCAGAUAAGGGCUUCCUCAUUCAAGACCUCCUUGAUGAAGUUGGGGCCAAACUCACAAUGCCACCUUUUCGACAUCCUGGAAGAGCAGGGAAGUCUGGAGCUGUGUGGUGUAUAAUGAUGACGUCGCAGGACUUCUCAGGUGGGCACUGGUAA